AUGGCUUCCCCAGAACACAACUCCGUCGUCUCCCCAGCAGGCAUCAUCCAUGUCCUCGGCUACACUCCCACAGAGGGCGACCACGGCGUCCCCAUCACCGUCCGCAUCCACUUCCAGCCCGACCUCGCCACCGCCAUGUACGUCCGUCUCGUCGUAGGCACAAAGGCCGUCCCCACAAAGGUCAGGCUUCUACCAUCUGUCGCCUAUGGUCGCUGGCAGCUCCAUGCUGCAGCUCCCCCCCUCGACAAGCCUCUCGCUCCCUCUCCAAAGGUCCUUCUCUCCGUACAGGCCCUCGACGACGAAAACACCAUCCUCGACUCGGUCACCUUUGGCGAGUUCACCUAUUGGUCCUCCGAUCGCCGUAGUGCUGCUGCUUCCUCUUCUCUCCCCAGGCUGCACAUCCCGGAGAGUGCUACUACUAUCCGCAGGCGCUCAAAUAAUGUCCCUUCUCCUAAUGCCCCAGAUUCCCAGUCCCAAAAUGCGCCCCAGCGCUCCAGCACUCGUCUGCAUCGCCGUAUGAAGGCACAGUCUCUCAUCCGCACAAAGCACCAUCCUGCCAACAUCCCAGAGCAGGACGAGCUUUACGCCCAGACCCCCGUCCUUGACCUUGUCACACCCCUUUCCUCCAUCUGCUCUGGCUGGUCUCCGGCCGAAAUCGCAAGCGGUCGCCGUCUCGUCCGCUUCGCCAGGGUCCAGGACGGCAGGCGCCUCAUCGUUUCCUGCGAGUCUAUUCAGCAGGAGGAUUACUGCGAGAACGACAGCGUCAUCUCCUGCAUAUACCGCAGAGAGUCGGACACAUGCUACGUUACCUCUGUCGACGUCAUUUACCUCCUCGAGCGCCUCACCAAUGGCGAGUUCCCCGUAGAGGAGAAGAACAGGAUUAGGCGCAACUUGGAGGGCCUUCGUCCCACCACCGUCUCAAAGCACAAAUCUGGCUUUGGCGAUUUCUUCCAGCUUAUCAUGGACUUUCCAGAUCCAAAGCCUAGGAAUAUUGAAAAGGAUCUCAAAGUGUUUGAGUGGAACUUGCUCGGUCAGGCACUAGAGAAAAUUCUAUCCAAAUACUCCAUAUACACCUCACCCACUCCAGAGUCUGCUCCUUCCGAGUCGCCUCCCAUCAAAAGCCCUGAAGAGAGCCCGGAAUUAUACGCUGUCCAACUCUCCUAUCCGCCUCCUGAAGACCCAAACUCGAGUCGCUUUCUUGACCAGAAAAUGCCCAAGUUUGAAGGCUAUCCCCAAGAUGACUUUACUCUUACAACCGGAUCCCAACCGCAUUCCAACCUCGAUGUCGCCCCGUUCCCUUCUCCAGUAGAUAGCGUCGUGACCACCUCCUCAUCCGCGUCUUCAUCUGCAUCUGCCUUUCCUCUUUUCACGACAACGCCUACUACUACCGAUGCCACGGCCGCCACAGCGUCAGGCGAUGCGGUUUGCACAGGAGGGGACACAUCUCAUCUGUGGACGCCUUCCAGUCACGAUUUUAAACCUGUAGACAACGCGAUGCCGCUUGACAAUUUUGGGAUACUUUCUUCUUACGAAGUUGUUGAGCCUGGCGUUGGUGGCCAAGGUGCUGGGGGGAUCCAUAGCUUUGUGGAUAACCCAAAUCUUGAUUUUGGCAUUUACGACAACUAUACGACGGCCUUUGGAGGCAUUUCAGACGACGCGCUAGCCUCGCUUGCGGAGCCAUAUAACAUUUGA
Messenger RNA from Psilocybe cubensis, 1692 nucleotides. RefSeq lists its product as uncharacterized. The transcript has 3 exons. The record is from RefSeq and is a predicted model, not a curated record. Bases 1 to 1692 code for a protein of 563 amino acids. NCBI's taxonomy places the organism in Eukaryota, Fungi, Basidiomycota, Agaricomycetes, Agaricales, Agrocybaceae. Gene Ontology annotation, cellular component: nucleus.